Betta splendens (Siamese fighting fish) is the source of this 1103-nucleotide messenger RNA. It is a transcript of the gene rrp7a, whose product is annotated as ribosomal RNA processing 7 homolog A. The coding region runs from base 71 to 916 and encodes 281 amino acids. The transcript has 7 exons. The record is from RefSeq and is a predicted model, not a curated record. NCBI's taxonomy places the organism in Eukaryota, Metazoa, Chordata, Actinopteri, Anabantiformes, Osphronemidae. Gene Ontology annotation, cellular component: UTP-C complex; CURI complex. Gene Ontology annotation, molecular function: nucleic acid binding. Gene Ontology annotation, biological process: ribosomal small subunit assembly; rRNA processing.
UUGAAUAGGCUUUUAAGUUUCUAAUAUCGGUUAUGUUUAAGUUGCACUUCCGGGUUGAAAGGUCAUCAAGAUGGCGCCCUCCAAGAAGAAACAUGUCCGUAGCGAGUCCUGUGUUAUUCCUGGAGGAUUUACAGAACUGUCCUUACAGUUUAGCUCCGACAGUGUUUCACAGCAUAAGCUGUAUGUAAAGGAGCACAGAGUUCGGGCAGAUAAAAGCAGCAGGCCACUGGACCGGACUCUGUUUGUCCUCAACAUCCCUCCUUACUGUUCAAAGGCUGUUGUAACUGAGCUGUUCUCGCAGUUUGGUACCGUUCACUAUGUGGAGCUAUGCGACCAGCCCGGUUCUUCCCAGCAAACCGAACCCACAGUGUCUCCGAUGUUCAAACCAGCAGAGAAACAGGGUUUCAACGUUGGCUACAUUGUGUUCAAAAACGCCACCAGUAUAAAAGCUGCUAAAUCACACCCGCAUGAUGUUCCACUGGUGGUCAGCACAGAGCAGCAUCCAGUGAAAACAGGAGUACAGAAAUGGAUUCAACAGUACAGAAACUCCUUUAUCAGCACAGACAAGAUACAACAAGUCGUCGACUCCUUUAUGGAAGAUUACGACAAGAGGAAAGAGAUGGAAGCUGAGCAGCAGAGGAAAGAAGCUGAGCAGCAGCAGGAGGAUGAGGAGGGCUGGGUAAAAGUGAGCAGAGGAAACAAGGGCGCCAAGGCUCGUCCCUACAGCGAGGCAGCCAACCAGAGGACUCUACAGAAGGAGAUAAAGAAGAAGAAGCGGAAGGAGCUCCUGAACUUCUACACCUGGCAGCACAGAAAAACACAGAGAGAGCACAUUGCUGAACUGCGGAAGAAGUUUGAAGACGAUAAGCAGAGGAUCACUCUGCUGAGGGCACAGAGGAAGUUCAAACCUUACUGAGUAACAGGAGGUUUGGUUUCUACAUCAGGUUUUCCCUCAUCUCUAACCAUUCACAUUAGUUUUCAUUUUUCCUGGCACCUCAAGAGUCUAUGGACAUUGGACCUUUGUCAAAACUCUGUAGGUUUACAGAACCAGUCAUUCCUGAAUUUCUUUUUGGGGAUUAAUAAAGCUUCUUUUCCACAACUUA